Molecule: messenger RNA, 2378 nt
Organism: Thlaspi arvense
Lineage: Eukaryota; Viridiplantae; Streptophyta; Magnoliopsida; Brassicales; Brassicaceae
Source: the annotation of a GenBank genome assembly
AUGUUGGAAGUGUUGGCACGCGCAACGCAGAGAGAGAGGGAUAUCAAACAUGGUGCUGCGUUUAGACAGAGAGAAACCCUAGAAACGAAAAAGAAGAACCAUCGAAACGCCAACUCGCACCGAUUGGCGCGUGCGUGCUUCUUCUUCCUCGAAUCGUCUUCUUCCUCCUCGCGACGAGAUUACUACUACCUCGAAUCUAUCUGUUCUUCUUCAUACGAGGAUGAGCACAAGCUUGGUGAAGCUGAUGAAGACAUGGAUAUUGGCAAAAUCGAGGAUGUCACCGUCGAGGUACACACCGACGACAGUAGUGCAGGCCUUGGUGGUGCUCCAACGGGUGACCUUGUUGAGUACACGGAGGGUAUGAACCUCGAACCUCUCAACGGUAUGGAGUUUGAGUCGCACGGUGAAGCGUAUUCGUUCUACCAGGAGUACUCACGAGCGAUUGGGUUCAACACCGCGAUACAGAACAGCCGUAGAUCAAAGACCACGAGAGAGUUCAUCGAUGCGAAGUUCGCUUGCUCUAGGUAUGGUGCUAAAAGAGAGUAUGACAAGGCUUUUAGCCGGCCGCGAGCUAGACAGUGCAAGCAAGACCCCGAGAACAUGGCCGGUCGAAGAACUUGCUCGAAAACUGACUGCAAAGCCAGUAUGCAUGUUAAGAGGAGGCCUGAUGGGAAAUGGGUGAUUCACAGCUUUGUGAGGGAGCAUAACCAUCCGCUUUUGCCCGCACAAGCCGUGAGUGAACAGACUAGAAAGAUAUAUGCUGCUAUGGCUAAACAGUUUGCUGAGUACAAAACUGUGAUCAGCUUGAAAAGCGACCCGAAGAGUCCGUUUGAGAAAGGUCACUUUGCGAGAAGAUGGUGGAAGAUUCUUGCUAGAUUCGGCCUCAAAGAAGAUCAGUGGAUGCAGUCGUUAUAUGAAGACCGCAGGAAAUGGGCACCGACCUACAUGACUGAUGUUCUUUUGGCAGGGAUGUCUACGCCUCAAAGAGCUGAUAGUAUCAAUGCUUUCUUCGACAAGUACUUGCACAAGAAGACUAGCGUACAAGAAUUCGUGAAACUGUAUGAGACAAUUUUGCUGGAUAGAUGCGAAGAGGAAGCCAAAGCGGAUUCCGAAACGUGGAACAAGCAGCCAGCAAUGAAGUCUCCAUCGCCGUUCGAGAAGAGUGUUUCUGAAGUCUACACUCCUGCUGUAUUCAAAAAGUUCCAGAUUGAAGUAUUGGGUGCAAUCGCGUGUAGUCCCAGGGAAGAAAACCGAGAUGCAACGUGCUCUACUUUUAGAGUUCAGGAUUUCGAAAACAACCAGGACUUCGUUGUGACAUGGAACCAAGCAAAGGCUGAACGAGUGUUAAAGCUGAACGAAGAAGCAUCUUUCUCUCAAGAGAGUUACAAUAUUGCUUUCCUUGCUAUUGAAGAAGCUUUGGGAAACUGUGCUAAUGUGAAUACUUCAGGCAGAAGUCUUCCAGAUGUGGUUAACUCACCAACUCAAGGUCUGAUUUCCGUCGAGGAUGAUAAUCAGAGCAGAAGUGGAGGCAAGACUAGCAAGAAAAAGAAUCCAACUAAGAAAAGAAAAGUUAACUCAGAGCAGGAGGUUAUGCCAGUGGCAGCACCAGAAAGCUUGCAACAGAUGGAUAAGCUGAGCCCAAGGACAGUUGGUAUAGAAAGUUACUAUGGAACACAGCAGAGCGUGCAGAAUAUGGUCCAGCUGAACUUAAUGGCGCCAAAUCGUGAUAAUUUCUAUGGGAAUCAACAAACAAUUCAAGGAUUGCGACAGUUGAACUCAAUAGCGCCAAGCUACGACAGUUACUACACUGCUCAACAAGGCAUCCAUGGACAGGGAGUAGAUUUCUUCCGGCCCCCCAAUUUUUCUUACGAUAUCCGGGAUGAUCCUAAUGUGAGGACUACGCAGUUGCAUGACGACGCAUCUAGACACUCAUGAACCAAACUGUAACCUAAGCACGAAUCGAAUCUCAAAAGUGUCUGUGGAUGAAAGAUGCAAAAUUCUCGGUAGAACAGAAGAAGCCAACAAGAAUUGAGAGAAACUCAUUUUCUCAACCAAGGUUUUGGAACAGAACAGGAGCAUGGUCUGUUUUUUUUUUAUCUGCUCAAUUGUUAAAUAGGAUGUUGUAUUGUUUCGGUUAUGAUCCCCGGAGAUUCGCUUCUGUUAAUAUUAUUUGUGUUUGUAUUAGUUUUGAUGAUGAUCCCAAGCUUUGAUCAUUGAAUGUUUCGCUUUUAGAAGGGAGAAAAACAGCGUUUAGAGAAUAUUCUCUAUUUGUAAAAACCCUUUGUUAAUUCUUUUGAUCACGUGUUUCUUGAAUUUGUGAUCGGAUCAAUUCUUGAAACAAAUACGAAAUGGUAUUUGAUUUUGUUCUUUGGUCCCAA